Messenger RNA from Staurois parvus, 339 nucleotides. Lineage: Eukaryota; Metazoa; Chordata; Amphibia; Anura; Ranidae. The record is from the annotation of a GenBank genome assembly.
GAACCAGGCAGUGUAAAAGUUGCUGAGAAGGGCACUGCAACAUUCAUUGCUAAAGUCGGAGGUGAUCCAAUUCCUAAUGUCAAAUGGAUGAAGGGUAAAUGGCGGCAGAUUAAUCACGGUGGCCGCAUUGUGGUUCAACAGAAAGGAGAUGAAUCUAAGCUGGAAAUCAAAGAUGUUACUAAGACUGAUUCUGGACAAUACAGAUGUGUGGCCGUCAACAAACAUGGUGAAAUUGAGUGCAAUACAAACCUGUCAGUCGAGGAAAGGAAACAAGAGUCCUUUGAGGGUGACCUCAGAGCCAAACUUAAAAAGACUCCAACUAAGAAGAAGGAGGAAGAA